CAGCUCCCGUGACUGGCACCUCGCAAGUAUCGCGGGAACGGGGAACGCUCUCAGCGCUUAGGAAUCACUAUGGUGACGGGAAGGUCGGGAGGCUGCUUGGUAACGGGUCUUAGCUCUGGGAGCGAUCGCCGCCGCUUUCUUUCCGGGAACUCGAGUGGAUACAAUCAAGUGGUUUUUAAACUCUUUCUGGAACUGGAGACAUGAGGCUGAAGAUAUCUCUCUUAAAAGAACCAAAGCAUCAGGAAUUAGUGAGCUGUGUGGGUUGGACAACGGCUGAGGAGCUGUACUCGUGCAGCGAUGACCACCAGAUAGUGAAAUGGAACUUGCUAACCAGUGAGACCAGUCUAAUAGUAAAGCUGCCUGAUGACAUCUACCCCAUAGAUCUUCACUGGUUUCCCAAAAGUUUAGGCGUGAAGAAACAGACGCAGGCAGAAAGCUUUGUCCUCACGAGUUCUGAUGGUAAAUUCCAUCUCAUUUCCAAGUUAGGAAGAGUGGAAAAAAGUGUAGAGGCUCAUUGUGGAGCUGUGCUUGCGGGUAGAUGGAAUUACGAGGGGACCGCAUUAGUUACAGUUGGAGAAGAUGGACAAGUGAAAAUCUGGUCAAAGACAGGGAUGCUUAGGUCAACAUUAGCUCAGCAAGGAAUUCCAGUGUAUUCAGUAGCAUGGGGCCCUGAUUCAGAAAAGGUUCUUUAUACAGCAGGCAAACAGCUCAUCAUUAAACCUCUUCAACCAAAUGCUAAGGUUUUACAGUGGAAAGCCCAUGACGGCAUUAUUUUAAAAGUCGAUUGGAACUCAGUGAAUGAUCUUAUUUUAUCUGCUGGUGAAGACUGUAAGUAUAAGGUUUGGGAUAGUUAUGGCCGUGGGCUGUACAGUUCUCAGCCUCACGAACAUCCUAUCACCUCAGUUGCCUGGGCUCCAGAUGGAGAACUAUUUGCUGUUGGAUCAUUCCAUACCUUACGCUUGUGUGAUAAAACUGGGUGGUCAUAUGCUCUAGAAAAACCCAACACCGGCAGCAUAUUUAACAUCGCGUGGUCUAUUGAUGGCACUCAGAUCUCGGGAGCCUGUGGGAACGGGCAUGUUGUCUUUGCGCAUGUGGUGGAGCAGCGCUGGGAGUGGAAGAAUUUCCAAGUAACGCUGACGAAGAGAAGGACCAUGCAGGUUCGGAAUGUCCUCAAUGAUGCUGUGGAUUUACUGGAAUUCCGAGACAGAGUCAUUAAAGCAUCUUUGAACCACGGACACUUGGUUGUUUCAACGUCUCUUCAGUGCUACGUCUUCUCUACGAAGAACUGGAAUACACCACUUAUAUUUGAUCUCAAGGAAGGAACUGUUAGUUUAAUUCUCCAGGCAGAAAGACAUUUUCUUCUGGUAGAUGGUGGUGGUAUCUAUUUGCAUUCUUAUGAAGGGCGCUUCAUUUCUUCUCCGAAGUUUCCUGGAAUGAGGACAGAUAUUUUGAAUGCACAGACUGUGUCCCUGAGUAAUGAUACUAUAGCAAUAAAAGACAAAGCUGAUGAAAAGAUAAUCUUCCUCUUUGAAGCAUCGACUGGAAAACCUUUAGGGGAUGGGAAACUUCUUUCUCAUAAGAAUGAAAUCUCAGAAAUUGCUCUGGAUCAAAAAGGACUUACCAAUGACAGAAAAAUUGCUUUCAUUGAUAAAAAUAGAGACCUCUACAUCACCUCAGUGAAACGAUUUGGGAAAGAAGAGCAGAUUAUUAAACUUGGAACCAUGGUGCAUACGUUGGCAUGGUGUGAUACAUGCAAUAUCCUCUGUGGAAUUCAAGACACUCGAUUCACAGUGUGGUAUUACCCUAAUACCAUUUAUGUGGACAGAGACAUUUUGCCGAAAACAUUGUAUGAAAGAGAUGCCAGUGAAUACAGUAAAAACCCCCAUAUAGUGAGUUUCGUUGGAAAUCAGGUGACUAUAAGAAGAGCUGAUGGCUCCCUGGUACACAUCAGCAUAUCCCCAUACCCCGCCAUCCUCCAUGAGUAUGUGAGCAGCUCUAAAUGGGAAGAUGCUGUACGGCUCUGCCGCUUUGUUAAGGAGCAAAGCUUGUGGGCUUGCCUGGCGGCUAUGGCGGUUGCUAAUCGAGACAUGGUGACUGCAGAGAUAGCUUAUGCAGCGACUGGUGAGAUUGAUAAAGUUCGAUACAUCAAUGCUAUAAAAGACCUUCCAUCUAAAGAGUCAAAGAUGGCCCACAUAUUAAUGUUUAGUGGGAACAUACAGGAGGCUGAGACACUACUUCUCCAGGCUGGUCUCAUUUACCAAGCAAUCCAGAUCAACAUUAAUCUCUAUAAUUGGGAAAGGGCACUGGAGUUGGCUGUAAAAUACAAAACCCAUGUCGACACAGUUCUUGCUUAUCGUCAAAAAUUUCUGGAGACAUUUGGUAAACAGGAAACUAAUAAACGAUAUUUGCAAUAUGCAGAAGGUCUCCAAAUAGACUGGGAGAAAAUCAAAGCCAAAAUUGAGAUGGAAAUUACUAAAGAGCGUGACCGAUCGACCAGCAGCCAGUCUGUCAAGAACAUGGGCUUAAAGCACUAAAUGCCACACUUACCUCUGAACUAAUUCAGAGGAACCAAAGAUGUGCAUGUUUUGUUUGCUUAAAAAAAAAGGCAUGAUUUUAAGGCUAGUGUUGUCUCUGAAUGGUAGAGUACUUGCCUAGCAUGCAUGAGGCCCUGGGUUUGACCUCCAACACUGUCAAAAGAAAAAGGCAUUAUCUUUAAAAUAAUUGUAUGCACUUUCUGUGUAUUUAAUACUAAAAACACAUUCAGGAAGAUUAAGUACAAAAUAAUUGAUAUAAUUCCAUCACUUAUAUUUUUCUAGUCUAAUAAUUAACAAAGUAUUUGUAUAUACAUAUCUAUACCUGAGUUAUGUUAAUUACAUUCCAGUUUUUUUUAUUUCUUUAACCUGAUUCUUUAGUAAGAAUAGUUAUUGAUGCUUAUAAUAAAGCCUGGAGUUAUUUACAAUGUAUUUUAUUGUUAGUUUCUAUUUGAUCUGUAAAUUGUAAAGUAUCUCCCAUAGUUUAUAAAAUAAAAAUACAGAAGGAUGUGUUUGGGGAAACAUUGCAGACACUUGUAUACCAAAGUUGACAGUGUCAUUCAAAUACAACAGCUGGGAACAGCUCAGAUGUCCAUCUGCUGGCAUUUCAUAAAGCAAUGUGGUAUCCUCGUGCAGCGGAAUUAUUCUCUCCACAUGCUGCAACACAGAUGUGCCUUGGGAAACUUAUUCUAAGUGAAGUGAACAGACCACAGAAGUCAGUCCUGGGAGGUUGCGCUUACAUGAGGCACCUAGAAUAAACAAGCUCUUUCAGGCAGAAAAAAGAGGGAUGAGAAGAUUGCGCCUUUAUUGUGUGAAAUGUGCGGCGUUUCUCUUGGGAGCAAGUUCUCGAGAUGGAUAAUGAUGAUGGUUGCAUAACACUGUGGAUGUUAGUGAACCUCAGCUGUCCUCUUAAAGGGGUUAAAAUGAUAACUUUUAUUUUUUUUUCCAUAUUGAGAAAGAGGUGGGCAAAUUCCCUUUUCUUUAUUCCUCUCUUGACUUGACAGUGCCUGGGCUCUUAAGACCUAGAGUCUGAGUUUUCAAAACUGGCCUCCUCAGUGGGUAAAGCUGUUUGACUGGCCUUAAUCUAAUACACCCCAAAUUACUGUCCACCAAAGCUUUUUAACAGUAACACAGGCAUUCUUCUAGACUGUCCCUGAACCUGUUCUUGGAAUUGGUUUUAUGGAGCUCAUGUACACUCACUGGGAAACAUUGCUUCUUUCCCUUCCAUUGUAAUUUCUCACAUAGGUUUCCUUCCCAAUAUGUUCCUUUUCUUUUAUAAAACGUUGAACUAUUCAAUUCUUGGUCCAGAAUUUGGAUACAAGACUGUGCUCAUUUCAUGAAAUCUGAGGAGUUUACUUAUAUGUUAUACAUGCUUUCUACAUUGUUAAAUUUCAUUAUAAUGUUUAAAAGGAAAAAAUGGUUAAAAGGUUAAAUUUUAUGUUUAGUAUAUUUUACCACAAUAAAAAAGUAAAACAUAA
Molecule: messenger RNA, 4009 nt
Organism: Mesocricetus auratus (golden hamster)
Lineage: Eukaryota; Metazoa; Chordata; Mammalia; Rodentia; Cricetidae
Gene: Ift80
Product: intraflagellar transport 80
Exons: 20
Coding region: 201-2534 (777 amino acids)
Biological process (GO): cilium assembly
Cellular component (GO): intraciliary transport particle B; cilium; centrosome
Molecular function (GO): protein binding
Source: RefSeq, a predicted model, not a curated record